This is a messenger RNA of Pseudovirgaria hyperparasitica, 3069 nucleotides long. RefSeq names its product DUF726-domain-containing protein. The coding region runs from base 1 to 3069 and encodes 1022 amino acids. Lineage: Eukaryota; Fungi; Ascomycota; Dothideomycetes; Acrospermales; Acrospermaceae. The record is from RefSeq and is a predicted model, not a curated record. The transcript is spliced from 3 exons.
AUGUGCAAGAACCAGGACAAGGUGGUAGGCAAAAGAUCGGUUGCGCAUGUCAAUGACAAUGGUCAUAGGCGCAAGCAAUCAGCCACAAAGUCCAUUGAUUCAUCGCUAGAGCAUGUUCGCAAAGAAUCUCAAAACCGUAAUCCACCUCUAUUUGCAGAGAACGAUGGGACUCGUGCUACCUUUACCGUCUCAGAAUUUUCCCACCAACAAUUAGCACCACAGCCUGUAAAAGAGGAGGACGCCGAGAAAGAAGACGAGUGGCAAACUAUGCCUUCAUAUGCACCAUUCGACAUUUACAAUGAUGACAACAAGCUUGUGGCACGAGAGCAUGUUGAAGAUGACGAUGAAGCCAUUGCCUACGCUGGACUUGGAGGAGCUGGGAAAGGAUAUACUCGAGUUCAAAUAGAUGAAGAUGCGCAAUCUGCAACGAGUAUGGAUGAUCAAACAGCCUACCUGUUUACCAGGCACCAAACUACUGAUCUGCUCGACGAUGACGAAGAAGCCCGAGAUCCGUUAGCACAGAUGGAGGCUACCAAGGAUUUACUUACAGAGGGCCAAAGGAUAGCCUAUGUUGGGCUUGUGCGCCUUGCUAUGAUAGCGAUGGAGAAGGAUUUGAGUAAUAUGGAACGAACCAGAGCGACUAAGAAGAUUAUUGACAUUGCGGUCGAGUCAUUGAAAAUGUGGAGUCAGAAAAUGAUGGUUCGUUUAUACAGCCAUAUGGAAAUCGAUUCGUCAGAACAGAUUAUGAUUGAACAGCUUGCUGAGCACGGCGUGGAGGCAGGAGACUUGACACCAUCGCUCAUGAUCAACGCGCGCGUGAAGAACCCUGUCGUCGAAGAAGAGAAAGGCGAUUCAUCUGUCGCCGGAACGUGCAAUCCUUCCGACGACGUUGCAUCAGCGCAAUCAGCAUUACCGAAGCUGUCACAUCCACUAGCAGAUAGUGAAGACGACGAAGACGAGCCUUUACCAUCGUACGACCAGCAUAAGAACGAUGAACUACCCGAAGUUCGGACACUGUCACAGCUACCAACAACCAAGAAACUUGACAUUGAUUUGAGGUGGACUGUACUCUGUGAUCUGUUCUUGGUACUCAUUGCAGACUCUGUCUAUGAUUCAAGGUCUCGCGAGCUUCUCGAGCUUGUUGGAAAGUCGCUCGAGGUCCAUUGGCUUGAGAUAUAUCGUUUCGAAAAGCGCGUGGUAGACGCUCUUGAGAUGCAAGAGAGGGCGAAUAAGGAAAAUUGGAACGAAGACGAGCAUCUCAUUAGUCGAGAAAAGCGAGCAAGAAAUCGCCGGCUUGCUAUGAUGGGUCUUGCUACAGUAGGAGGUGGUCUUGUUAUCGGUCUUUCGGCAGGUCUCCUCGCACCUGUUAUCGGUGCUGGCCUCGCAGCAGGGUUUACUACGAUUGGGAUCAGUGGCACAUCGGCUGUCUUAACGAGUACUGCUGCUGCUGCUGCCAUCACAACCGGAGCAACUGUGACUGGCGGAACCAUUGGCGUUCGGGCCGCAAGUAGGCGUACUGGUGCAGUCAAAACAUUCGAGUACAGACCUCUACAUAAUAACAAAAGGGUCAAUCUCAUUGUGACUGUCUCUGGUUGGAUGAACGGCAAGGUCGACGACGUUCGCCUACCUUAUAGUACCGUGGAUCCGAUCAUGGGUGAUAUAUACUCCGUUCUCUGGGAACCCGAAAUGCUGCGCAGUAUGGGCGACACUAUCAACAUUCUGGCCACUGAGGCCUUGACUCAAGGUCUACAACAGAUUCUUGGAAGUACCAUCCUGGUUGCAUUGAUGGCAUCACUACAAGCACCUAUUGUCUUGACCAAACUGUCAUAUUUGAUUGACAAUCCAUGGUCCGUUUCAGUCGCAAGAUCUGAUGCAGCUGGACUCAUCCUUGCCGAUUCGUUAAUUGAUCGAAAUCUUGGUAUUCGCCCUAUUACAUUAGUAGGAUUCUCAAUCGGUUCGCGUGUCAUCUUCAGUGCGCUGAAAGAGCUCGCAAACAAGGGCGCGUACGGCCUCGUCCAGAACGUCUUCUUGUUCGGUUCUCCUGUGAUUGCUAAAAAGGAUGAAUACCUGAAAGCAAAGUCGGUCGUCAGUGGCCGAUUCGUUAACGGCUACGCUACAAACGACUGGAUAUUAGGAUAUCUUUUCAGAGCAACAGGGGGAGGUAUCAUGCGCGUGGCAGGUCUCGCCCCGGUGGAUAUACCCGGCAUAGAGAACAUUGAUGUCACACAAUUUGUGCCCGGACACAUGUCGUACCGUACAGCAAUGCCCAAGCUACUCCGAGAGGUUGGGUUCCUCGUGGAAAGUGACGAGUUCACUGAGAUAGAGGAUCCCGAUCCAGAAAACCAUGAGCAGCGACAGCGUGAGCUGAUCAAUGAGAUUGAGGAAGCACGCAAAAACUUUGAGAAGAAGCCUCAGAAGAAGGGUUUUUGGUCCUUUCGAUCAAAGAAAAAGCUCGAGAAGAAAGACUGGGAGAUGUAUGAGGAUAAGAACGUGCCAGUAGAUUCGGAAGCGAGAUCUGGACCAUCAGACCAUGGCGGACUGGUUUUAUUCGACAUCGAAGCAAUUCAGCGUGAAGUCGCUGAACUUGCCGCCGACGGAGUGGAGAUCCGGGAAAUCGAAUCCACUCUACCGCCAAUGAAAAUUGACAUGAAUGAACCUAGAACCCUACCUGCUAAGGCGUUGAUACUUCAAGAAACGAAAAGCCACACCGAUAGCAUUGGUAUGAACAACGAAGCGGCUAGCAGUGCACCAAAUCUAGCUGAUAAGAGGAAUACUACGCCACCAAAACCUAGUCAAUACGAUUAUGUGGAAUCUGAACACACCGAGCAGAGUUUUGCCAAGACUUUUGAUAUGUCAUACACAGCAUCGUCGAAGCAUUCUGGCUUGUCACCGCCCGUGUUAGGAAUGAAUACACCAUCAGGAGAGAAUCUGCCUACGUUAAAACCCUCAGGUGAACGACCACCGCUGAAGACCAUUAAGACUACACCGGCAGCAGUCAGCCUGGAUCACAAUGCUUGGGCAGAUGAGGAUGACUUUGCAGAGAGUGAAAUUAGCAUGACGUUCGAAUAG